CAAAGUGCACUUAUUUUCUGUGAUUGGUGCCUGACGUCUGUGUGGUAAUUAGGGGGGGAACAUGCGGUUUCCUAUCUAUACAUUACUGUUUAUUGUAUAUACAACAUCGGCAGAGCACAACAAAAGAAGUGUAUUUAAUUGUAUAGAAACGCCGUGUCAAAAUGGGGGAAUCUGUCGAGGAAAUGACAACGGUUUCUAUUGUGAUUGUCCGAUGGGAUUCCGCGGUUCGCUGUGCGAAAAAGAAUCUUGCAUUUGCCGUACAUUUGGACAGCACUACUACCACACUUAUGAUGGAAUACUUCUUGGCUUUAAUGGCCAAUGCCGCUACCAGCUUACUGGCAGCUGCGUGGACAGCAGUUUCUACGUUGAUGUUGAUGUAAAAUUCGUUGAGGCAAAAAUAAAUGACAGAAAAAUUCGGAUUAGUAGGAACGAGGAACCCGUGGUUGUGUCGGUCGACGGAGAAACCAUUCAAACGCUGCCUUAUAUAGGCAAUUCUCUAACUGGAACCUUUAACAUAUUCCGGCUGGCGAAUAAGGACAUCAUGGUUAAAGUCAACGGACGGACACUUCUCCUCACAGAUGGACGCAACUACGUUCAGGUGGAACUGCCCGAGGAACACAAAAGCAGCGCAUGUGGUAUAUGCGGUAACUGUAAUGGUAUCCUGGCUGAUGAUCUGGUAACAAGUAACGGCACAGACCUGGCCUCAUUGACUGAUAUAUCUGUCAGGAGUAAUACUCUGGGAAAUAGCUGGGUCGUAGGGGGACCUCCAGGUUGUUUAGCUGGCAGUGACAUGGACCAAUUCCAGUGCAGCGCACAGGAAACGACCAUGGCUUCGUCGUCAACGUAUUGUGCAAGAAUAGACCACCUUAUACCGUGCAGCCCAACAAUACUGCUUAAAUACAAAGCUGCCUGCAUCCAGAAGGUCUGCCAGCUGCUUCCAGACUCGACCACAGCGAAAGAAGUCUUCUGCGAAAUAUUUGAAGCAACUCAAAGGGCGUGCGCUGCAGAAGAUGUUCAUUUCUACACAUGGCGAUCUCUGUCUUUAUGCGCACUAGAGUGCCCGGCACAAACACCGUACGAGGAGAUAAUUGACAACUGUCACUCCUCGUGCCACAACCUCACGUCCAAGGACCCCAAGUGUCUUCUGCCUAAGACUGAUGGCUGUGCCUGCAACGGCGGACUGUUGGAAAGUGACGGCGCGUGUGUCGCACCUAUGGAUUGCGGCUGCACUGAUAACUGGGGUUAUCAUAAAAUUGGAGAAUCCUGGUUGAGCAGUGACUGCACGAUGGCUUAUAAAUGCGUUAGUGUAGCCAACAUCACAGCUGUAGCGCGCCCCCCUUGUGAAGCCCCACAGCAGUGUGUAGCGGUGAAUGGGGUGUUGGGAUGUAAUAUACCCCCUCCUGGCGAGCCAAGAGACAACUGUGUGGGCGCUCGCUGUGUGAAUGGAGCUACAUGUGUCAGCAGUCCAGGCCAGUUUACUUGUGUGUGUCCACAAGGUUACACCGGGAGGUUUUGUGGAGAGAAAAUUGACUACUGCGCCCAGUUGUCUGUGGAUUGUAAGAAUGGUGGUACCUGCGUCUCCACCAGCCAGGAUGCCUACUGCAAGUGUUUACCCGGUUACCUAGGAGACAGGUGUGAAGUGGAAAAGCGUUGCUUGUGUGCUGUAUACGGUGAUCCAACAAUUGUCACGUUUGACGGUGCCAUCAUCAACUUCCAAGGCACGUGCAAGUAUAAGUAUGUGCAAUUGUGCGACGGUGCUCCUGGAAACCUUGAACCAUUCAAAAUAAAUGUGAAACACACUGACUACCUGGGGAUUUUCCCUAAGACGUCCUAUCCAGAAUUUGUUGAAUUGGAAUUUCGUGAGCACAACAUCAGGUUGAGACGAGAUGGAGGAGAAGUUCGAAUUUAUGUUGACUUUGAAUUUAGAGAGAGUGCUCCAGUAAUUGUCAACAAUGCCAUAGUGAUAGAAAGAAUGCCGGAUGGCACUACUCGUGCAAAAACUACAACCGGAAUCUCUAUAUCGUAUGAUGGGCAUUCGAGAGCAUUAAUUGAAGUUCCAACUGCAUACAAAGGGAGUCUCUGCGGACUAUGUGGAGACUGCGAUGGCAUUGACUACAACGACUACAAACCUCAGUACAGCAAUUUUGUCAUUACCGGGGAUGACCGAGAUAUCAGGAUUGGGAAUAGCUAUUACAUCAGAGACGAAGAGUUUCUCACGUGUGUGGCUGGUAGCACUAACGAUACAUCAUAUUGUCCAGAAUCAGUGCAGCCUGUCGUAGAGGCCAAUGACAUGUGCGGAGCAAUUUUGACAUUCCCGGGACAGUUUGCAGCAUGUGUGGAUAAAUUGAGCAGUCAGCUGAUUCUUGAUCUCCAUAAAGCAUGUGUCAGAGAUGCUUGCAAGUUGUUUGAAAAUGCAAAUGAGGAAGCAGCUAAGAAAGCUAGGUGCGUCAUGAUGGACCUUUUGGCCAAGGAGUGUGGCGUUCAUGGUGUUCCCGUUGUUGGCUGGAGGCAAGAAACUGGAUGUGAUAUGGAUUGUCCGCCUGGAACAACAUAUAAAUCAGAAGGUACAGCUUGUCCAAAUACGUGUGCGGACCUGGAUGCGGAGGACAAUUGCAGCGAACCACCUGUAGAGGGUUGUUAUUGCCCAGCGGGACAGAUACUAAGUGAUACUCAGUGUAUUCUGGAUACAAAUGAGUGUGGGUGCACUGAUUUGAAAAAUGGUGGAAGUUAUUAUUUUAUAGGCCAGACAUGGAGAAACAUUGACUGUACAGAGAGUGGCAAAUGCUUCGAUCAUCGCAGUUAUAAUAUUCCAUGGUUCUUUCCGGGCUUCAUCUCACUGCAACCUCUGACGUGCGAUCCAAACGCCAGAUGUGAAGUGGUUAAUGAGGUCAGGCUUUGCGCCUGCCAAUCUGGAUACAAGGGAGAUGGACAGACAUGUACCAUUGCCGAUAUUUGCCUGGUGAAAGAUCCAACAUACAAUGAGAUCCCAAGAAACCUCUGUGCCAAUGGUGUUUGUAUCACAUUUGGAGAGACAUGGAAGUGCAAAUGUUUUCUGGGGUGGAAUGGAACACUGUGUGAUGAAAACAUUGAUGAGUGCGCUGUUAAUCCCUGUCAGAAUGGUGGCAACUGUACAGACUUGGUGGCCACAUACAGAUGUUCCUGUCCAGGAGGAUUUACUGGGAAAGACUGUGAAACAAAUAUUAAUGAUUGUGAACCAAAUCCUUGUGCCAACGGUGGGACCUGCACGGAUCAUAUCAUGAACUACACAUGCUCAUGUGCGACUGGGUAUAGUGGGAAAAACUGUGAAAUAGACAUAGAUGAUUGCGCUGAAAAUCCCUGUAAAAAUGGUGGCACUUGCACAGACUUGGUGGCAGCCUAUGAAUGUUCUUGUCCAGGAGGUUUUACUGGGAAAGACUGCGAAACCAACAUUGAUGACUGUGCUGAGAAGCCCUGUAAAAAUGAUGCUACAUGUACUGACUUGGUGGCCUCAUAUAGAUGCAUAUGUCUGCCAGGUUUUACUGGGAAAGACUGUGAAACGAAUAUAGAUGACUGCGAUUCAGAUCCAUGUGUCAAUGAUGGAAACUGUACUGAUCUGGUUCUGGAUUACACAUGCACUUGUCCAGCAGGGUAUACUGGGAAAAACUGUGAAACUGACAUUGAUGACUGUGCUGAGAAGCCCUGUAAAAAUGAUGCUACAUGUACUGACUUGGUGGCCUCAUAUAGAUGCAUAUGUCUGCCUGGUUUUACUGGGAAAGACUGUGAAACGAAUAUAGACGACUGCGAUCCAGAUCCAUGUGUCAAUGAUGGAAACUGUACUGAUCUGGUUCUGGAUUACACAUGCACUUGUCCAGCAGGGUAUACUGGGAAAAACUGUGAAACUGACAUUGAUGACUGUGCUGAGAAGCCCUGUAAAAAUGAUGCUACAUGCAUUGACUUGGUGGCCUCAUAUAGAUGCAUAUGUCUGCCAGGCUUUACUGGGAAAGACUGUGAAACGAAUAUAGACGACUGCGAUCCAGAUCCAUGUGUCAAUGAUGGAAACUGUACUGAUCUGGUUCUGGAUUACACAUGCACUUGUCCAGCAGGGUAUACUGGGAAAAACUGUGAAACUGACAUUGAUGACUGUGCUGAGAAGCCCUGUAAAAAUGAUGCUACAUGCAUUGACUUGGUGGCCUCAUAUAGAUGCAUAUGUCUGCCAGGCUUUACUGGGAAAGACUGUGAAACGAAUAUAGACGACUGCGAUCCAGAUCCAUGUGUCAAUGAUGGAAACUGUACUGAUCUGGUUCUGGAUUACACAUGCACUUGUCCAGCAGGGUAUACUGGGAAAAACUGUGAAACUGACAUUGAUGACUGUGCUGAGAAGCCCUGUAAAAAUGAUGCUACAUGCAUUGACUUGGUGGCCUCAUAUAGAUGCAUAUGUCUGCCAGGCUUUACUGGGAAAGACUGUGAAACGAAUAUAGACGACUGCGAUCCAGAUCCAUGUGUCAAUGAUGGAAACUGUACUGAUCUGGUUCUGGAUUACACAUGCACUUGUCCAGCAGGGUAUACUGGGAAAAACUGUGAAACUGACAUUGAUGACUGUGCUGAGAAGCCCUGUAAAAAUGAUGCUACAUGCAUUGACUUGGUGGCCUCAUAUAGAUGCAUAUGUCUGCCAGGCUUUACUGGGAAAGACUGUGAAACGAAUAUAGACGACUGCGAUCCAGAUCCAUGUGUCAAUGAUGGAAACUGUACUGAUCUGGUUCUGGAUUACACAUGCACUUGUCCAGCAGGGUAUACUGGGAAAAACUGUGAAACUGACAUUGAUGACUGUGCUGAGAAGCCCUGUAAAAAUGAUGCUACAUGCAUUGACUUGGUGGCCUCAUAUAGAUGCAUAUGUCUGCCAGGCUUUACUGGGAAAGACUGUGAAACAAAUAUAGACGACUGCGAUCCAGAUCCAUGUGUCAAUGAUGGAAACUGUACUGAUCUGGUUCUGGAUUACACAUGCACUUGUCCAGCAGGGUAUACUGGGAAAAACUGUGAAACUGACAUUGAUGACUGUGCUGAGAAGCCCUGUAAAAAUGAUGGUACAUGCACUGACUUGGUGGCCUCAUAUAGAUGCAUAUGUCUGCCAGGUUUUACUGGGAAAGACUGUGAAAUGAAUAUAGAUGACUGCGAUCCAGAUCCAUGUGUCAAUGAUGGAAACUGUACUGAUCUGAUUCUGGAUUACACAUGCACUUGUCCAGCAGGGUAUACUGGGAAAAACUGUGAAACUGACAUUGAUGACUGUGCUGAGAAGCCCUGUAAAAAUGAUGCUACAUGUACUGACUUGGUGGCCUCAUAUAGAUGCAUAUGUCUGCCAGGUUUUACUGGGAAAGACUGUGAAACGAAUAUAGAUGACUGCGAUCCAGAUCCAUGUGUCAAUGAUGGAAACUGUACUGAUCUGGUUCAGGAUUACACAUGCACUUGUCCAGCAGGGUAUACUGGGAAAAACUGUGAAACUGACAUUGAUGACUGUGCUGAGAAGCCUUGUAAAAAUGAUGCUACAUGCAUUGACUUGGUGGCCUCAUAUAGAUGCAUAUGUCUGUCAGGUUUUACUGGGAAAGACUGUGAAACGAAUAUAGAUGACUGCGAUCCAGAUCCAUGUGUCAAUGGUGGAAACUGUACUGAUCUGGUUCAGGAUUACACAUGCACUUGUCCAGCAGGUUAUACUGGGAAAAACUGUGAAAUUGACAUUGAUGACUGUGCUGAGAAGCCCUGUAAAAAUGAUGCUACAUGCAUUGACUCGGUUGCCUCAUAUAGAUGCAUAUGUCUGCCAGGUUUUACUGGGAAAGACUGUGAAACGAAUAUAGAUGACUGCGAUCCAUAUCCAUGUGUCAAUGGUGGAAACUGUACUGAUCUGGUUCAGGAUUACACAUGCACUUGUCUGGCAGGGUAUACUGGGAAGAACUGUGAAAUUGACAUUGAUGACUGUGUAGACAACAACUGUCAAAAUGAUGCUGAAUGUGUUGACUUGGUGGCUGGAUAUCAAUGUGUAUGCCUGCAAGGAUUUACAGGGCAAUAUUGUGAAACAGACAUUGAUGACUGUGUAGACAACAACUGUCAAAAUGAUGCUGAAUGUGUUGACUUGGUGGCUGGAUAUAAAUGUGUAUGCUUGCAAGGUUUUACUGGACAAUAUUGUGAAACAGAUAUUGAUGACUGUGUAGACAACAACUGUCAAAAUGAUGCUGAAUGUGUUGACUUGGUGGCUGGAUAUCAAUGUGCAUGCCUGCAAGGAUUUACAGGGCAAUUCUGUGAAACAGACAUUGAUGACUGUGUAGACAACAACUGUCAAAAUGAUGCUGAAUGUGUUGACUUGGUGGCUGGAUACAAAUGUGUGUGCCUGACAGGUUUUACAGGGCAAUACUGUGAAACAGACAUUGAUGACUGUGCAGAUAACAACUGUCAAAAUGGUGCUGAAUGUGUGGACUUGGUGGCUGGAUAUAAAUGCAUAUGCUUGCCAGGUUUUACAGGGCAAUACUGUGAAACUAAUAUAGACGACUGUGAUCCAUAUCCCUGUGUCAAUGGAGGAACCUGCACUGAUCUCGUUAUGGAUUACUCGUGCUCUUGUGUAAUUGGUUAUACUGGCAAAAACUGUGAAACGGAUGAGAAUGAUUGUGACUCCAGUCCAUGUCAACAUGGCGGCACAUGUGUGGACCGGCUAGGGUUCUAUUACUGUUUAUGUCCACCAGGGUACUAUGGAGAACAUUGUCAGAUAAGGCCACCCUGUCAGUGCCUCGCUGUCGGCUCUUCUCACACCACAUACGAUGGCCUGUUCAUCUACUACCAGGGCAUAUGUAAGUAUGUCCUGAGCCAGAAGUGUCCCGGUGCCGGAGGUGAACUACCAGAUUACACUGUUUAUAUAAGAAAAACCUCCAGCGGAGUGCCUGGUGAAUAUGUGACCAGUGUCGAAAUCCAUGUGUAUGGUUAUGUGAUAAGCCUGCUCUGUGGCAGUAUUGCAAUGGUAAAUGGCGCAUUGGUAAACACCCUGCCAGCAGUUCUUGGUAAUGGGGCCAUUACUGUCGACUUUACUGCUACACUAAAUUUGAGAGUCACAGUAAACUUUGGCAUGAACAGUGAGCUGGAAGUCAUAUUUGACAGAAUCAAUGGUGUACAGGUUCAAGCACCCGACGCAUAUCGUGGCUCAAUGUGUGGGCUUUGUGGUGACUGCAAUGGGGUAGACUGGAAUGAUUUGAGACUGCAAAAUGGGACUGAUGUUUCACAUUUGCCAACCAGUGAGGCCCAUUCACUCAUUGGCAUCAGUUUUGAACGUAGAGCAGAGUGCCUGGGGACGACAUAUGAUGAGCCAGAACCUUGCUCGUCAGACAAUAUGCAAGUAGUUACGGGUCCAGAAUAUUGCGGCCUUCUCAAGGAUGAAGCAAACAUAUUUAGCCAAUGUCUUCAGAGCGGGUUUAUGCCAACUGAAGCGGUAAUGAACAUAUGGUCUGCUUGCACUAUGGAGAGUUGUUAUGCUCUCCCUAACACCACUCAAGCCAGGAAGGUGUCUUGCGACUUCUUGGACUAUUUUGCACAAAGGUGUGAGCAGCUCGGUUUUUCAGUGACACCAAAUGUGUGGUUAAAUGUCACUCAGUGUGCAAAAGUCUGUGGCCCUUACAUGACAUACCAGGCCAGUGGUCCUGGUUGCAGAGACACUUGCGCACACCCCAACGCAACUUUGAACUGCGAUGAGCCUCAGGAAGAGGGAUGUUUCUGUGAUGCUGGGAUGGUGCUAAGUGGAAACAUGUGCGUGCACAAAGAAGAGUGUGGAUGUGUGGAUGUACAGGGAUCUUAUCACGAGGUAUAUUUGUGUACCAUUCUUGCUGGACUUUAAGGGGUGGCAAGAGAA
Lingula anatina is the source of this 7858-nucleotide messenger RNA. RefSeq lists its product as uncharacterized. The record is from RefSeq and is a predicted model, not a curated record. Gene Ontology annotation, cellular component: extracellular region. NCBI's taxonomy places the organism in Eukaryota, Metazoa, Brachiopoda, Lingulata, Lingulida, Lingulidae. Gene Ontology annotation, molecular function: calcium ion binding; chitin binding.